Uranotaenia lowii is the source of this 1402-nucleotide messenger RNA. Its product is annotated as putative mediator of RNA polymerase II transcription subunit 26. The record is from RefSeq and is a predicted model, not a curated record. Gene Ontology annotation, cellular component: Ino80 complex; nucleus. Lineage: Eukaryota; Metazoa; Arthropoda; Insecta; Diptera; Culicidae. Gene Ontology annotation, biological process: chromatin remodeling. Bases 124 to 1242 code for a protein of 372 amino acids. The transcript is spliced from 2 exons.
GCAUCCCGCACGCAAAUGAAUUCAGCGGCAUUUUGUUUGGCACGUUCGUGAAAAAAGCAAUCGAUAUCCGUUUUCUCUCGGUGAUAGGCGUGAAAAAUUGCCACAAUUGGUCAGUGAAAUACAAUGCUGGACGGUUGGUACUGCCGCUCAAUCAACGAGCAAGCCCAACAACAGCAGCAGCAGCAACAACAGCCUCCGAAUCAAAAGCAGAAUCCCAAUCAUCAACAACAACAGUCGCAGCAGCCGACACUUCCGCAUCUACAACAAAAUUCAAUGCAUCAGCAAUCGCUAACCCCGCAGCAGCAGGCAUACCUGCUGCAGCAACAACAACAACAGCGAAUGUUGCAGCAACAGCAACAGCUGCUUCAGCGGAACCGGAAUAGCUCGUUUGAUGGGGAGGACGAUCGCGAUGGUGGCGACAGUUCCGAUGAAGAUAGCGAUGAGGACGUGCUGCCCCGCAGGAGUAACAUCGACUACAAGGCUCAGUACGGCAACCUCAAGAAGAAGCUCAAGUAUUUGCUUUAUGAAAACGAAUUCUUCCAAGAGAAUCUGCGGACCAGUCAGCGUCGUCUGCUGAAGGUGACCCGCGAUCGAACAUUCCUACUGGAUCGUUUGCUCCAAUACGAGAAAACCGAUUUCACGUCUUCGGAAAGUGAAGAUACGGAAUCGUCGGAUGAUUCUUCCAAGGUGGAACCCGCGGUGCAAAGUUCUGGACCAGGAAGGAAGCGUAAAAAUGAUCCAUCUUCAGCCAACAGCUCGAUGAAUAAAAACCCUACCAAGCGAAGGAAACCGGGUCCCAAAAAGCAGCUUUCUGCCCAGCAAGUGUACAUGCAACAGAUGCAGCAACAAAGACAGCGCCAGUUACAAGCUCAGCAUCAGGCGCAGAUAAUGGCCCAAUUGCAGGCUCAAGCUCAACAGCUUCAGAACUCUGCCAGCAAUAGCAGUGCAUCAAUGAUGAACCACAAUCAUAACCCGCAGAUCCAGCAUCAACAGCAACACAUGCCCAACAAUCAGGACGGACACUUGACCACGGAAGAAGUCGAGCGGCAUCUCCAAUCCAGAACCCAACAGUCGAUGCUGUGUGAGGUCGUUCCGGAGGGUGAACUACCGAACGAGAUGUUUAGCCAGAAUCCUUCGAGCGAAUCCAACGACCAAAUGAUGGGCGAUACUUCGCCGAGCAACCUGGGUGAAGAAUGCUUGUCCGUCGAUCAGGGCAUGAUGCAGCACCACCAGCAGGAUUGACCGGAAGAAGUGGUUCCGUGUCUAGAAGUGGAGGAACAGACGAGGAUGGAUUAAAACUUUUCAAAAGUGUAUAUUUGAUUAGAUUGUGUUGUAGGUGUGAUCGGUACAAUUUUGAUGUAGUAAUAAAAGUAAAAAAAAAUCGAACUGAAAUGACAAAUUU